Carassius auratus (goldfish) is the source of this 2015-nucleotide messenger RNA. Its product is annotated as adhesion G protein-coupled receptor F5-like. Gene Ontology annotation, cellular component: membrane. The coding region runs from base 77 to 1813 and encodes 578 amino acids. The record is from RefSeq and is a predicted model, not a curated record. NCBI's taxonomy places the organism in Eukaryota, Metazoa, Chordata, Actinopteri, Cypriniformes, Cyprinidae. Gene Ontology annotation, biological process: cell surface receptor signaling pathway; adenylate cyclase-activating G protein-coupled receptor signaling pathway. Gene Ontology annotation, molecular function: G protein-coupled receptor activity. The transcript is spliced from 6 exons.
GAAGACAGGAGUCUGUGGAAAAGGCUUCAAAGGCACCAUAACUUACAAAUGUGAAUCACGGGUAUGGAAAUCAGUAAUGGACAACUGUAUAUAUGAUUAUAUCGACAACCUGAAAAACCAACUUGAGUCUUUGCGUGUGGAGGAGAUCCCAGGGUUUAUGGCUAACCUCAGUUCUGUCACAGAACAGAAUGGCAUUGAUAUAAUACAGUCUGCUGCUACCGUCAAAGCAAUUGUCGACAUUCUUUUUAAAAUAGCCAACUUCCCACAAGCUACUUCCUUCAAUAGUACAGUUAUGGGGAGUUUCCUAAACACAGUGGACGUUAUUGUAUCAGUUAAUGUCAGUAAUACAUGGAGCAAACUGAACAAAGGCAACAACACAGGAGACACCAGCAUUAAACUUCUGAGUGCUAUUGAGAAUAUAAGUGACCGUCUCACAGAUGAAUUUGCGUUUAAUAAAACAUCCAUUCAGCUGAAUAGAACUACAUUUAACAACUCAUUCACUUUAACCUCAGCACUGCCAAACUCAACAACAGAGAUUGUAUUACCACUGGUUCCUCAUGAGACUACCAUUACCAUCAUAAUCUUCACAACUCUUGACAAAGUCCUACCUUCUCAAGGUACUAAUGACAGCAGGAAAUCAGAUGUGCGCAUCAAUGGAGAUGUGGUUGUUGUUAAGGUUAAUGAGACUCUCAACAAUAUUUCUUUGACAUUUGACAUUACUGAUCAGUCUUUGGGAAAUCCUCAGUGUGUCUUUUGGAACUUCAAUCUCAACACAUGGGAUUCCACUGGAUGUAAAGUAAAGCGGAACAGCACUGGUAACAUUACAUGUGAAUGUAACCACACAACCUCCUUUUCAAUCCUAAUGUCACCAUUUAACAUUGAUCCCAAUUAUCGCACAGCCUUAGCCUAUAUAACUUACAUUGGCGUAGCUAUUUCGAUGGCCAGCUUGAUUAUUUGUCUGAUUAUUGAGGCUAUUGUAUGGAAGUCAGUAAGAAGAAAUGACACGUCCUACAUGCGGCACGUCUCCAUAGUCAACAUUGCCGUGUCCCUGCUGAUCGCAAACAUCUGUUUUAUCAUUGGAGCUGCGAUCGCAGAACAAGAACAGCCAACCUCAGUGGGUCGCUGCAGUCCAGUGGUUUUCUUCAUGCACUUUUUUUACUUGGCUCUUUUCUUCUGGAUGUUAAUGUCAGCGCUGUUGCUCUUUUAUCGUACAGUUAUGGUCUUGUCUCAAAUGUCAAGGGCCAAAAUGAUGGUCAUUGCCUUCAUGUCCGGUUAUGGUGCACCUUUGCUCAUAGCGGUUAUUACUGUAGCAUCAACAGCUGGACCUCAAAAUUAUAUUUCCAAACAAAAUGCAUGCUGGCUGAACUGGAACGAAUCAAAGGCCCUGCUGGCAUUUGUGAUUCCAGCUCUCACUAUUGUAGCCAUAAACCUUGUGGUUUUGAUUGUGGUUCUGUACAAGAUGUUGAGCAGAGGAGUUGGUGCCGAAACUCAACCUGCUGAGAAACAUGCCCUGGUGGUCAUUGCCAGGUGUGUGGCCAUUUUGACUCCUAUUUUUGGUCUAACAUGGGGAUUUGGCAUUGGAACCAUGGUGUCACAAGAUUUAGGCAUUCAUGUGGUGUUUGCACUCCUCAACUCACUGCAGGGAUUCUUUAUCUUGGUGUUCGGAACGCUUUUAGACAGCAAGGUUCGUGAGUCACUACCAGGAAAACAGUUGCUACAGAAAUUUACUUCCAACAGUACCAAUACCACCAAUGCAGGAACAUCAUCCACAUUUGCCACUGACAUUCCAAGGAAGGGAAGAAGGAGUAAGUAGAUGGGAUACAAUCUAAAUUGUAGUGUUUAUUAACACAUUUUCAAUAAAAUUGGUAAAUUUGCUAAAUUAAUGAAUGUAAAAACAUGAGUAACAUACGUCUAUAACUAUUUGCAGAUGUGUACAAUAUGUCUGAAGCCAACAAUACAGCAGUUACUGACGGCACCAAUGGCUCAAAUACUGUUAAUAACAUGUAAAUACAGUA